UUCAGGAAACUCUGUAUGAACUGCUGACUAAUAUCUUUUGACAAUAUGAAUAAUUACUGUGGAACAGAUAGUAGAGAUGAUAGGAUAUUCUGUGAUUUAUCUGCUGAUAAUGAAGAUGUUGCACCGAUGGAAGUGGAAUCAUUAUGUGUUAAUUGUCACCGGAAUGGCGUCACCCGAAUACUUUGUACUAGGAUCCCUUUUUAUCGACAAAUUAUUGUGAUGUCAUUUAGUUGUGGGCAUUGUGGCUAUAGCAACAAUGAGUUGCAAAGUGGUGAAGCAGCACAAGAGCACGGAAUCGAAAUUGUUUUACAUGUGGAAAAUUUAUUGGAUUGGAACCGGCAAGUCAUCAAAUCAGAAUAUGCCGAAGUUGAAAUUAAAGAAUUGGAAUUAACCAUCCCUCCGAAGUCACAAUCUGGUGAAAUAACGACUGUGGAGGGAAUUCUACGGCGCGUGAUUACCGGUCUCAGUCAAGAUCAAAAUCGGCGGCGUCAAUGUGAUCCUGAAAGUGCUGGGAAAAUUGAUGAAUUUAUAAAACGAGCGCAACGACUAGUUGAUUUGCAGGAAAAAUUUACACUGAAGAUAAAAGAUGUGUCCGGUAAUAGUUUUAUUCAAAAUCCUGUUCCAUUCCAUGUGGAUCCUCAUUGCGUCGUAACGCAUUUUAACCGAAGUUUUGCUGAUAAAAAACUUCUGGGGUUUGUGGCUGACGAUGCAGACGAAGAAGACUCUACUCCAUUCCAAUCAUAUGAUGAUGCAAAAAAUGAGGUGUUGAGGUUUGCCACUGAUUGUCCCAAUUGUGGAGCUCCGACGGAGACAUGUAUGAAGCCCACAGAUAUCCCUUAUUUUACAACUGUUAUUCUGAUGUGUACGACUUGUGAUACUUGUGGAUGGAAAUCAAAUGAAAUUAAGAGUGGUGGAGCCAUACGGGAUCAUGGCUGCAGGUUAACUGUUUCGAUAGAAGAAGAGAUUGAUCUUGCGCGGGAUGUUUUGAAAUCAGACACAUGUAGCAUGUUUAUUCCCGAGCUUGAUUUAGAAGUAGGUUCUGGUGCCUUAUCAGGAAGAUUUACAACUGUCGAGGGCUUGCUUAUAGCUACCAGGGAUCAACUCAAGGAACAAAGAGAUUUUUUCUUAGUGGGAGAUAGUAGAAGCGAAACAGAAAAUGAUCGGAUGAAAAGUUUUCUGGAUAAUUUUGAGCAAAUAUUACGGUUGCGCAAGAAAGUUCGUUUAGUUUUAGACGAUCCAACGGGUAAUAGCUACAUUCAGAGUCUAAAUGUCCCAAUGGAUGAUAACCGCUUAAAAAAGGAAUUCUACGAGCGUACCAAUGAACAGAAUGAUGAACUUGGAUUAAACGAUAUGAAAACAGAAAACUAUUCUCAGUUAGAAACUAUUAAUGAAUGUGAAUGAUUUGAGUUUAAACGGUAAUGUCAAUUCGAACACAUCUGUAUCUUUACAAUACUUAUACAUAGUAUGUAAUUAUGUGGAGGGAUACAGCACAG
Loa loa (African eye worm) is the source of this 1493-nucleotide messenger RNA. Its product is annotated as Zpr1-PA. Gene Ontology annotation, molecular function: zinc ion binding. The transcript is spliced from 10 exons. NCBI's taxonomy places the organism in Eukaryota, Metazoa, Nematoda, Chromadorea, Rhabditida, Onchocercidae. The record is from RefSeq and is a predicted model, not a curated record. Bases 46 to 1401 code for a protein of 451 amino acids. Gene Ontology annotation, cellular component: nucleus; cytoplasm.